AUGGACAUGAAGGAACUUAUUCCAUUGUCUGUGUUUCGUACUGCUUUAGUUUUGAGUCAAUCAACUUCAGCCGAAGGAUUGUCACCGGCUCCAGAAUCGAAACACCCAAGAAACGAGGAGGAUAAUAGCAGUAAAGCGAAUGAUAAGAACGUCUUCGUUGAUCUGAUCAACUCAACGAAUAAAACAGAGGUGGAGCUGAAGGGUAAAAAGAAGAAGAAGAAACAUUCAGUUGCAAAGGAAACAGCGCACGUCGUGCACAAGAAGGUUGUCUCCGGUGGGAAGAUUGUGGAAUUGGAUGAGAAUGAAGAAAAUGACGGUGGUGCGACUGAUGAUCACAGUAAAGGAGAUGACGCGCUGAUCGUUGAUAACCUCGUAUCACUGGAUGAGCCUGAAAAAGAAGGCGGCGACGAGGAUCAGGAAGUGAGCUCAGAUGAGGACGAAGAGGUGGAUGAUGAAAUGACCAGUGAUAGCAGUGACAUGACCACUUUAGAUUCUGAGGGUUCGUUCUGA
Anisakis simplex (herring worm) is the source of this 510-nucleotide messenger RNA. Lineage: Eukaryota; Metazoa; Nematoda; Chromadorea; Rhabditida; Anisakidae. The record is from the annotation of a GenBank genome assembly.